AUGCCCCUGUCCAUGUCGGUAUUUGACACGGAUUUCGUCGUGACGGCACAAACUCUCGUGCAUCUCGACGACACUAUGUCGUGCGAGACUGCGAGCGCGAUACCGGUUUCCCACGAACCGGAUCGUGCUUGUCAGCAGCAGCUAGACGACGUUUCGGUCGACGCCGUUUCAGUUGACGUUUCGGGCGAGGCGCUCGGCGUUUCGAGCGACGCGUUAGGCUCGGUAUUGGACGUGAUGCACGACCCGUGGCGCGUGGAGGGGCUCGAUCUGCAGGGACCCAACUAUGCUGUCGUACGCCGCACGCGCGUGUGCCCUAUUCAGCGCGCGAGCAUUCCGCCGGGAAUUGCGGCGGGAGCUGCGGCGGUAGCCGCGGAGCGAGAAGCUUCCCCGAACGAGCCGGUGGUAGUUGGGAAAAGACGGAGGAGGAGAGGCAAGGGGAAGAGAGUGACGGGUGAAGGGAGGGCGAUUGGUGGGGAGAGGGAAGGAGGGAGAGCGCAGGAGAGGCACUGGGAGGGUGCGCGCACGGCGAGGGAAGGAGGAAGGCCGGUGACAGGCGCUGUGGCGAGCAGCAGAGGCGGAGGGUUGGCACGGGCACACGCAGAGGGUGCUGGUCUUACCCGUGCUGCUGCUGCUGGUGGUUCUGCUGCUGCUUCUGAGUCGGUUGAUUUUGCUGAGGGGGGGAUUGCCGCGGGGAUUGCCGCAGGAAUUGCUGCGGGGAAUGGUUUUGCGGGUAGGGCGAACCGAGGGGCGCGGAUGGGAGGGAUGGCGGAGAUUGGUGGGGGGAGAGACGGCGCAGAUAGGGAGGCGGAGGGCGGAGGUGAGGGAGGAGCGGAAGGGAAUGGCGUAGAGACAAAAGCCCCGCACUCGAGCGAAGGGAAGCAUGAUACGAUAGGAGAUUCCCAAGGAACUUCUCAGGGCGGUGCGCAGAAUGAUGGCCGAAUGCAGGGCGUGCAGCAGCGGCAGCAGCAGCAGGAAGAGGCGGAGGGGGGUGGGGAGGGAGAGGAGGAGGGGGAAGAGGCUGUAAGGGGCAGAAGCAGUGAGAGGGGUCGUGGUGUGUGGCAGGCAGCAGCACAGCUGACAGCAGGCGGGACAGCAGGUGAAGCGGGCGGCACAUCCAAGGCAGCAGCAGCAGCAGCAGCAAUGGAUAAUCCCAGCACGCCUCUUGAAGCAGCAGCGACGGCGGCAGCAGCAGCAGCAGGGGGAGGUAUGGCAGGAGGACGUAUGGCAGGAGGAGGUAUGGCUGGGGGAGGUUUGGUUGGGGAAGGUAUGACUGAGGAUGGCAUAUCGGGCGGUGCAGCAGGCGUGGGUUCCGUGUGUGCGGGGCGAGUGGUGAAGGGCAAGGGGCCAGGGCAGUACCUGUUUCAAGCAGAGGACGGAGAGGGAUUCACGAGCGUUGAUGUGGGCGCGAACGGCAUGUCUGUCGUCUGUAACGCCCGGGGAUGCCGCCCCGUGCGGGUAGACGAAAGUUUUGUGGACCGGCACGGGCUGCCCCAGAGCCUUUCGCAGCUGCCCAACGGCGCGGGCAGGCUCGCGGAAGGAGGGGGCGUGGGGGAAAUGGAGAGCGGAGACGGUGGGUUGGGCAUGGGCGGAGUGGGGGAGAUAUUGGGGGUAGAUGUUGGGGAAAGUGUAUGGGGAGAAGGGGGGGUGGUGGGGGGAGAGGCUGAGGAUGGGGGGGGUGUGGGACGGGGAGGUGAGGGGGAAAGGGAGAGGAGGCCGGUUGGGAAGGGUGAAAAUGGAUUGGCAGCGGUGGAAAGGGGUAAGGAGGCGAUUAUGGAGUUCGAAAGAAGGGAGGAUGAGCGUGGGGCAAGGUCUGCUUGGGAAUACGGUGGGAUUAAGAAUGGAGGCAAGAUGGCGGAAGGGAGAGAUGGUGGGGAAGCUACGGAAGGGAGUAGCACGAUGGAGGAGAGCGAAGCGAGGAACGAAAGCGACGAGAGGGAGGAGAAGGAGGAGAGGGAGGAGAGGGAAAGAAGGCACAGUGGAGAAUCUGGUUCUAGAGCUCCCCGCGCUGGUGUGCGCCUGAACAGUGAGAGGAGACGAGGAGAGAGCGAGAGGGAAAGGAGAAGGAAAGAGGGAAGGGGAGGGGAAGAAGGAAGGGGAGAGGGGGAGGGAGCAGUGGUGCACGGCGGGAUGAGUGUGGAGGGGAUGACAGUGGAGGGGCCGGCAGUGGGGGGGAGAGCAGCGGCGAGUGUGGAGGAGGAGGACGAGCAGUACUUGCGUGCUGUGCGCAGUGAUCCCACCAAUGCUCUGCUGCUCUGCGACUAUGCCCGCUUCCUCUGUGAGAUCAAGGACUAUCAUCGGGCAGACGAAAUGUUCCGGCGGGCAGUUGCAGCCAGCCAAGCAGAGGGACGGGCGCGCAUGAAAGGACGGGCAGCACGAAUGGAUCAGAUCCCUAGCAGCCCCACAAACAAUGGGGGGCUGAAGGGGUUAAAAGGAGUGAAAGGAGCCACAGGAGUGAAGGGGGUGACAGGGGUGGAGGAGGGGGAGGUGCUGGUGCUGUGGGCUAAGGCGGUGUGGGAGGGGUGGCGCGAUGGCGAGCGGGCCCUGGCUCUCUUUGACCAUGCAGUGGAAGUGGCGCCUCAUGACUGCUAUGUGUUGGCAGCAUAUGCAUCCUUUCUCUGGUCCGUGGAAAGCGCAUCUCCCUCUGCCUCCUCAGGCAGCAGCAGCAACAUUACCACCACCACCACUACCACCACCACGACCACCACCAGCAACAGCAGCAGCAGCAGCAGCAGCAGCAGCAGCAGCAGCAGCAGCAGCAGCAGCAGCAGUGUGAGUAGUGCAUCAGGCGGCCCUUUGUGUCUGAACCCCAAGCAGGGGCAGAAGCCCCCUUCCAUGAGCCUUGCUGCUCGUUCACUUGCCACAGGCAGACUAGGUGACAGCACCGGUAGUCACACUGGCAGUGGUAUUGCUGGCAGCACUGGCAACGGCGGCAAUGGCGACACAUAG
Messenger RNA from Closterium sp. Naga37s-1, 2946 nucleotides. The record is from the annotation of a GenBank genome assembly. NCBI's taxonomy places the organism in Eukaryota, Viridiplantae, Streptophyta, Zygnematophyceae, Desmidiales, Closteriaceae.